This is a messenger RNA of Cynocephalus volans (Philippine flying lemur), 6240 nucleotides long. RefSeq names its product tudor domain containing 15 (gene TDRD15). The coding region runs from base 1 to 6240 and encodes 2079 amino acids. The record is from RefSeq and is a predicted model, not a curated record. Lineage: Eukaryota; Metazoa; Chordata; Mammalia; Dermoptera; Cynocephalidae. The transcript has a single exon.
AUGGAAUCUACAUCUCUAUUAUUUUUAGAUGUGGAUCUGACAAUAUCACAUGUUGAAUGUCUUCCCAAGGAUAUCCUGGUGAAAUUUCAAGGCAGAAAUAAUGAUGAAUGUGAGUUUGACUACCACAUACUGCAGAGGGAAUUACAGCAUAUUCCCAAAAUAAAAACUAACGUGGACAUUGGUGAAUUUUGCUUGGUGGAAGAAAAAGUAUCUGGAGAAUGGCAGAGAGGAAGAGUUGUGGAAAAGAAAAAUGAACUCUAUACAGUGCUCCUUAUAGAUUGUGGGGAAGAACUGAGAGUUGAUGGUGCGCAGAUUGCUUCAGCCUGUGACAAUUUAUUUGAGCUUCCACCACGUGUAGUGUUUGGGUUUUUUGCCAACAUACUACCAAUUGGGGAAAAGUGGUCUCCUAAGGCUUUGAAUUAUUUCAAGUCAUUAGUAGGAAUACAAGUGAAAGGUUAUGUGCAAGCUAUUUUGCCUCUGCAAAUGAUUCUUCUUGAAGUACCAAAAAUUAUAUCCCAGACUCUUGAAUUAAAGUUAGGGAGACUUAUCGAUGAAGAUUCAUUUCGUCUUAUUGUGGAAAUGUCAAAAGAAUUCUCCCAACCAAUUCCAGAUUUAUUACAACAUAAAAGACCUGAAUUGUCAUUAAGUGAUAAUGAUACUUUACUUGAUAGUCAACAUGUUUUGGAUAGUUUGCAGCCAUCUUUGUCAGUAGGAAGUAUUGAAAGUAUAAAGGUAUCAUCUGCAUUGAGCCCAAGUAAAUUUUACUGUCAAUUAAUUAAAUGGAUUCCAGAGCUAGAAAACUUGACAAUGUGUAUGACUUUGCAUUAUGAUAUUAUCAGCCAAGAAACUAGUCCAACGUGUGAUAAUUUUGGAUUACUUUGUGUUGCCAAAAGGAGAAAUGGACAGUGGCAUAGAGGGGUUCUUCAGAAGCUCUUGCCCAAUAAUCAAGUAAAAAUUUGGUUUAUGGAUUAUGGCAGUAGUGAGGCUGUAUCUUCAGUUCAUGUAAAGAAACUUAAACAGGAUUUUAGUUUAGUACCAUUAUUUUCAUUUCCUUGUUCUCUGACAUAUUUACACAGUCCAGAUAGAGAUACAAGAAAAAUUCAAUUGAGUAUAUUUAGACAAGCCUUGUUAGGACAAAUAGUAUAUGCAUAUAUUGAUAGGUUUAACAAGGAUGAGCAUGUGUACUGUGUGACAUUACAAACUCAAGAGUCUACAAUUAAUUCUAAGUGUCUGCUGCAGGCUGUAGGCCCACAAGUACUUUGUCCAGUGUCUGAUUCAAAAAUUUCCAGUAUCUUGAGUGAGACAAGUGCUUCUAAUGUAAACAGACUUGCAGUUGAGGGUUUUACUGGAAAUACUGAAUGGUCAAUAGAAUCUCUAAAUAGAAAAGACAUUUUCAAGGUAGGUUUUCCUAUUAAAACUGUAGAAAUGGAGGUGGAGGCUGCCUACAUAGCUUUUGUAGCAUAUGUAUUAAACCCAUCAAAUUUCUGGAUACGUGCUAAUGACCAUCAGAAUGAAUUUCAAGAUGUAAUGAAAAAUAUAAACAUAUUUUAUGACUUGUGUAAAAAUGAUGAACUGAUUCUAAGAAAUCCUGAACCUGGAUUAUUUUGUUGUGCUAGAUAUAGCAAGGACAGACAUUUUUACAGAGCUGUCAUCACUGACAUUAAUGGUUAUAAGAUUAAUGUUUAUUUUUUGGAUUAUGGAAAUACUGAUUCCAUACCAUUUUUUGAUGUAAAAAUUUUGCUUCCAGAGUUUUGUGAGUUGCCUGCCUUGGCCAUGCACUGUUCACUUGCACAUUUAUUUCCUGUUGAAGAUGUAUGGGUGAAGGCAGCAGUUGAUUAUUUUAAAAAUAUUGUUUUGAAGAAAACAAUUUUGCUUCAAGUUAUAGCAAAAAAAGAUGACAAGUACACUGUAAAUAUUCAGAGUAUUGAAACCUCAGAAAAUAUUGAUGUUGUCUCUCUUAUGUUACAAGCUGGAUAUGCAGAAUAUUGGGAAGUAGAACCAGAAUGUUGUCCAAAAUCUAUACGUGAAUAUUCAGUGUUAAAUUUAAAAUCUAAAAACAAAGUUAAUAUUAAAAAAGUCGUAUCUGGCCUCGAAAGACCUAAACUUAAAAAGUACCAUUCAAAUAAGCCAGAAGAAAAUAACUUGUCUUUGUCAAAAUCCUCUGUUGUUAAUUUUUCUGAUUUAAAAAAUCCUUCCACCUUCCCAAUGGGACCAGGGUCAUCAGGGCCUUAUAAAGAAUAUAUGUUUAAACCAGGAACAGUUGUUGAAGUUAAAUGUUCUUAUUACUAUGGCCCAGGUGACUUUUCAUGUCAGCUUCAAUGUAAGUUAGAGGCUUUAAAAUUAUUAAUGGAAGAAAUUCAGAAUUAUUAUAGCCUUCAUUCUGAUCCUUAUCAGGUUGGGCAGAUUGCUUGUGUUGCUAAGUAUUCCAAAGAUGGGAAGUGGUAUAGAGCUGCUGUUUUGACUCAAGUGUCAAAAAAAGAAGUUGACGUAGUAUUUGUUGACUAUGGUUAUCAAGAAAAGGUUUUAAUUAAAGAUCUUUUUGCUAUCAACCCACAUUUUCUGUUUUUGGAAAGCCAAGCCUUCAGAUGUUGUCUUAACUACUUAGUGGAACCCAUUAGUUGUAAAUUAUUAAUGUGGACAGGAGAAGCAUCCAGAGAAUUUGGGAAUUUUAUUUCUUCAUCUAGAGGGUUAUUGACUUGUAUCGUCUGUGCCUUAGUUCUUGUACAUCCAAACUAUUCAUAUAAUUUAGUGGAUUUACAAUCUUCAUUUAUUAGUGCAAAAGAAUUUCUUAUUAAUCAUGGCUCUGCCCAGUAUAGCACAGUAUCAGAGCCACUUCCAUCUUCAGUUAGUCUUCACAGUUACUGUUAUUCUUCCUUUAAUAUAAAAAUUGGAAGUGAAGAAGAAGUAUAUAUAUCUCACAUAUAUAGUCCCCAAAAGUUUUAUUGCCAGCUUAGUAGAAAUAAUAAAGAUCUAGAAAUGAUAGAAACAAAAAUCACAGAGGUUAUUAACCUCAAAAAUUGUCCAAAAUAUGAUUUUAAUAAGAUGAGAUUGUGCAUAUGUAAGUGUGUAGAGGAUGGUCUUUCAUAUAGAGCUUUAGCAGUGCCAACAGAUUCAUCAUCUGACUUUUUAGUCUAUUUUGUGGACUUUGGAAAUAAGCAAUUAGUCGGGGAAAAUAUGUUGAGAGCCAUUUCACAUCAGUUUCCAGAGUUGCUGCUAACACCUGUGCAAGCUAUUAAGUGUUUUUUGUCAGGUCUUAGAGAUGUAGAUAUUCCAGCAGAAAUCAGCAGCUGGUUUGAAGACAAUUUUUGUGGAAAACCAUUAAAGGCAGUAAUAUUGUCCAGGGAGUCAGAUGGCCAGCUUGGUAUAGAAUUGUAUGAUGGAUAUCAACACAUAAAUCACAAAAUUAAAAUGUUGCUCCAUGAUUAUGAGAAAAAACAUUGUGACCAAGAACAUUGUAUGGAAGAGAGUCAUAACAUAAAUAAGAAUAAAAGACUUGCUCCUUCUUUGAAAGGCAAAAUAGAAAACAGCCCUGACUAUAAUAUGACAAAUAGAACUAGUCUAGUAACUUAUUCUGAAAGCAAAAUGGAUCAAUUAAUGCAUCCCAAAGGUACAUACACCAGCCUUUUGAAACCAUCAGUUUGUUGUAAAAUUGAAACUGUGUCAAAAAACAAAGUGAAGAAGUCUUUGAAUGAUAGACUUAAAGUUGUAAAAAUUGUCCCGGGAUUUGCACAUGUUCUUGAUGAAAGUGAUAUGGGCCAAAAUUUAGCAAAGGUUGUAUCCAUCAGAGACUUAAGUCAAGCAGCCUUACAAAACCCAAAUAACCUUAUUAGACCACAGGUUAAAGAUCUUCCUGAACCCAAAAUUUACUUGAAUGCAGAAGUUAAGGGAUAUGUUUCUAAUAUCAGUAAUCCAGCAAGUUUCCAUGUUCAGCUUGCUGAGAAUGAAAAUGUAAUUAUUAGACUUGCAUAUGCUCUAAAUGAAAGAAGAGCAAAUAGAGUGAAAGAGAAAAAAUCAAUUAAACUUCUUGUGGGAGAUCUUGUAGCUGCAGAAUACCCUGGUGACAGGGCCAUUUAUAGAGCAGUCAUUAAGAAAAUUUUGCCGAGAAAUUCUUUUGAAGUGGAAUUUAUUGACUAUGGUAACUCUGAAAUAGUAGACACAUCUAAAAUUUAUGAACUUAAGAGGGAAUUCUUAACUAUUCCUCAGCUAGGAAUUCAUUCUUUUCUUAGUGGAGUAAAAUGGAAUGAGCCUGAUGAAAUAUGGGACAGCAAAACUGUGGAUUAUUUUGUUUCGAUUGUAAGUAACAAAACAAUUUCUUGUGAAUUUUUGAAAAAGCAUGAGCAGAAGUGGGAAGUAAAUAUAAUUUGUGAUGAAAAAUGUGUCGUUAAUGAAGUACUGAAAUGGACAGCAUAUUCAAAACUACAGAAGACAGUAUUGCAAACACCUCAGGUUGUCUCUCAAAAGGUGAGCCCUGGUGAUGAUAAUGAAAUGAAGAAAGGAAGAUCAAAUGAAUAUGAAGAUUCUAUGAUCCAUCAACCAUUGUGCCAACAGCUGGUUAAAAUUCCUUUUGAAGAGCUAAAACCUGGACAACUUGAAAAAGCUAAAAUACUUCGUGUUUCAAAAUGUGGUAGAUUUUAUGUGCAGUUAUCUAAAAAUAAAAAAAAAUUAUCAGAUUUAAGAGUAUUAAUUAAAAAAGAAGGAAAAAACCCCUCUUUACCAACGAAAAAUAUUGAAAAAGGCUUAGAAUGCUUGGCAAAAUCUAAAAAAACUUCACAGUGGUAUCGCUCAAAAGUAGAAAAAAAGUAUGUUGAUGAGAAAGUGCUUGUUUUUUUAAUAGAUUGUGGUAGGUAUGAAAUAGUGCCUUUAUGUAAUAUAAAGAUGCUUAGUAAUGAAAUCAGAAAUAUUCCAAGACAAGCUGUGCCUUGUAAAUGGAUUUGGUUUGAAAAUUCUAGGAAUGCGCCAUUUGAAUCCAUUGUGUGCUCACCUGCUCAUUUGAAAAUAAACAUCCUUUUCUUGAAAUAUUUAGAUUCUGUUUGGGAAGUAGAAAUUUUGGUAGAUGGCCUGUUACUUUUGGAAUAUUUAAAUUUAUAUACAGUUCAGGUUGAAGAAAACAAACUUAGAUCUCCAGAAAUUAUUUUCAGUGUGGAUUCUGAGACUCCUGGGUCAUCAUGUGUAAUAAGAUCAUUUACCUGGGCACAACUCCAAAAUGGUAGACAGUGCUCUGGUAUUGCAACUGCUGUUUCUAAUCCAUCAGAGUUUUGUGUUCAGUUAGAAGAUUUCUUUGACACAAUGAAACAUCUCUUUAUUUUGCUUUCUGACCUACCAGAAACCUUACAAACAUUGCCUCAAGAGCUUAUAAUUCCUGGUUCUAAUUGUUUGUUCAAAUAUGACUUGGAGGAUCAGUGGAAUAGAGUAGAAAUUUCAGAAGUCUCUGAUCAGUCUUUACUCCUGGUGUUGAUUGACUAUGGAUUUUCUGUUUAUAUACCUUAUUCGGAUACAAUAAACCUUAAAGUUGUUCCUGAGGAACUUUUGAAUUUGCCAAGGCUAAGUUAUCCCUGUAUGUUAUAUGGUAUCUUACCUGCUAAAGGGAAACAUUGGAGUGAAGAAGCCAAAAGAUUUUCUCAAGAUUUCCUAAGCAAACCAGGCUUAGUUUUUCAGUUUAGGGAAUUUAGUGUUGAAACAAAACUGAAAGUAGAUGUCAUUCAUGAGAAAAACAAUUUGGCAGAUAUAUUGGUUGCAUCUGGUCUUGCAAUGUAUUCUAGAGAUUCAGCUCAUCUUGAUGCAGUUACUGGUACUGGACCUACUAAAAUCCAAUAUAAAUUACAGAGUGAGCCUGUUCGCCCCUUGUUAGAUCAAAAUUGUUACAAAAAAGAAAAUAUAAAUUGCAUAUGCACUGAGAAACAAAAGCUAAAAAACCAGAAACCUAUAAAGAGGAAAGAUGUCUGUAAGAACCUCUUAAGGAAAAGCCACAUUAGUAAGCGAUUACAUUCUAGAAAUUUAACACUGAGAAAAAAAGUUGGUAGUGAAAAACGUAAUCCCCAAAGUACCAUUACAUUGGAUACAUGUGCAGCAGCUUCAUUUUGGGAACUGCCUGAUGGUUUGAAGAAUAAUACCAAAGGCAUUGAAAACAUUUUCAAAAAGCUACCAAGUGAAAGAAUACAGGAAAAUGAGAACAUAAUGGACUUGAGAACAGCAGGGAAAACAUUGCACGUUAAUGAAAAAUUAUAUCACAAGAACACUUAA